This is a messenger RNA of Sitodiplosis mosellana (orange wheat blossom midge), 637 nucleotides long. Its product is annotated as 40S ribosomal protein S16. Gene Ontology annotation, molecular function: structural constituent of ribosome; RNA binding. Lineage: Eukaryota; Metazoa; Arthropoda; Insecta; Diptera; Cecidomyiidae. Gene Ontology annotation, cellular component: ribosome; cytosolic small ribosomal subunit. Bases 105 to 551 code for a protein of 148 amino acids. Gene Ontology annotation, biological process: maturation of SSU-rRNA from tricistronic rRNA transcript (SSU-rRNA, 5.8S rRNA, LSU-rRNA); translation. The record is from RefSeq and is a predicted model, not a curated record. The transcript is spliced from 5 exons.
UGUUCUGUCAUCGGUAGAAUUUUGACAGCUGAGCGGUUUUAUUGUGAGUGAUGCUCCGACAUUGAUAUUGGUUUCGUUCUUUCUCGUUCGACAGCCAACUAAAUAUGCAGCAAAAGAAAAGAGAACCUCUCCAGGCUGUUCAAGUCUUUGGCAAAAAGAAAACAGCUACUGCUGUUGCCCAUUGCAAACGCGGUCAUGGAUUGAUCCGUGUCAAUGGUCGUCCAUUGGACAACAUUGAACCAAAAGUUUUGCAAGCUAAACUCCAAGAACCAGUUCUUCUCUUGGGCAAAGAAAAGUUCGCCGGUGUCGACAUUCGUGUUCGCGUCAGCGGUGGUGGUCAUGUAUCACAAAUCUACGCCAUCCGUCAAGCCAUCUCAAAGGCCUUGGUCGCUUAUUAUCAAAAAUACGUCGAUGAAGCCUCAAAGAAAGAAUUGAAAGACAUCCUCAUCCAAUACGACCGAACAUUGUUGGUUGGUGAUCCACGUCGCUGCGAACCAAAGAAAUUCGGCGGUCCAGGCGCUCGUGCUCGUUAUCAAAAAUCGUACCGUUAAGAUUAUUCUUUUGUACCAAUACAGAGCAAAUAUGUACCGAAUUUUGUUUUGGUGAAAAAAAAACACAACUUUUUUUUCAAAAGCAA